Eremomyces bilateralis CBS 781.70 is the source of this 720-nucleotide messenger RNA. RefSeq lists its product as uncharacterized. NCBI's taxonomy places the organism in Eukaryota, Fungi, Ascomycota, Dothideomycetes, Eremomycetales, Eremomycetaceae. Bases 1 to 720 code for a protein of 239 amino acids. The transcript is spliced from 2 exons. The record is from RefSeq and is a predicted model, not a curated record.
AUGCUCUGGCUUAACGCCAAAGAUGAGGAUUCUCUUAGGCAGAGCUUUGGCAAUGCAGCUAGGAGGAUACUACAAGAACAUCCGUCUGCUCAACGUCUUAGUAGUGUAGAUUUGAAAGGGAGCUUGGGGGAGGUGGUAGAGGCUGUCAAAGGUUGGUUGAGUCUCCCCAAGAACACAAGAUGGCUGGUCGUCUAUGACAACUACGACAAUCCAAAAGUAGCAGGCAACACGGAUGUCGCGACAUUGGAAAUCCGGAAGUACCUGCCUGAAUCACAUCAAGGAUCGGUUAUUAUUACUACGCGGUCGUCUCGGGUCACUAUUGGCCAUCGUAUCCCAGUCCGAAAGCUGGAGAACAUGCAGGAUUGUCUUGAAAUACUAUCGGAUACAUCAAGACGCGAAGGCCUGAUGAGAGAUCCCGACGCAGUCAAGCUUGUAAACGAGUUAGACGGACUCCCUCUUGCACUUGCAACAGCUGGGGCAUAUCUUGAACAAGUGACAACUAGUUUGGCGGAGUAUCUUCGUCUAUAUCAGGAAUCAUGGUUAAAACUGCAAAAGAGAAGUCCGGAGCUCAGCUCAUACGAAGAUCGAACACUCUACUCUACAUGGGACAUCUCCUUCAUGUUCAAGAACAGAACCGACUUUCGGCCCAGCUCCUACAACUGUGGGCGUACUUCGACAAUCAGGACCUCUGGUUCGAACUUCUUUGCCAUGGCGAUUUAG